AUGAAGCUACAGCACCAGAUUACGAGAGAACUUCGCGCGAGGCGCAUGGUCCGAGUGCUUAUCAAUUUUUGUAUAAUUAGUCUCACAGUUUAAAUAAUUCAUUAAAAUGUUACUAAAAUCGUCGACUCUUCGACCGAAGAGUCAAUUCGUGAAGCAAAUAGUUUAUUAUUCAUCAGCAAAGUCUCAACGAGUGAUAGCUAUACGAAGAGAAGAUCAGUCAGUAUGGGAACGAAGAGCCCCAUUUUCACCUUCAAAUGUAAACAAAUUCGUGCGGCAAGGAGUCAAAGUUAUAGUGCAGCCUUCAAAUCGACGCGCCUAUCCUAUGCAGUCGUACAUAAACGCGGGCGCAGAUGUACAGGAGGACAUCAGCGAGGCGAGUGUGAUCUUCGGCGUGAAGCAGACCCCCAUCGAUUUGCUCAUACCCAACAAGACCUACUGCUUCUUCUCCCACACCAUAAAGGCUCAAGAGGCCAACAUGCCCAUGUUGGAUGCCAUCCUUGCUAAGAACAUUCGUCUAGUCGACUACGAAAAGUUGAUGGACAACGAAGGAAACCGCGUGGUAGCGUUUGGCAAGUAUGCUGGUGUGGCCGGCAUGAUCAAUAUCCUCCAUGGUCUUGGGUUGAGGCUGCUGGCACUUGGACAUCACACACCUUUUAUGCACAUAGGGCCAGCUCACAACUACCGCAACUCUAGCAUGGCGCGACAAGCCAUUCGCGACGCCGGCUACGAAGUAGCUCUUGGAAUGAUGCCCAAAUCUCUUGGACCUCUCACUUUUGUCUUCACUGGAUCUGGGAAUGUUUCACAGGGAAGUCAAGAAAUUUUCCAAGAACUACCCUACGAAUAUGUACCUCCGGAAAUGUUGAGAAAAGUAGCAGAACAUGGAAGUCCAAACAAAAUUUACGGCUGCGAAGUGCGUCGGCGAGACCACUUGGUGCGGAAGAAUGGGGGCGGCUACGACCACCAGGAGUAUGAGGAACACCCAGAAAGAUACAUCUCUAUAUUCGCGCAGAAGAUUGCGCCGUUUACUUCGGUGCUGGUGAACUGUAUCUACUGGGCGGUGGACAGCCCGAAGCUGCUGACGAUCCCUGAUGCGAAGCACCUGCUGGUACCCUCACACACGCCAUGGCUGCCGAAGAGCAUUGGCGCGCCGGCACUGCCCCAUAGAAUGCUGGCAAUCUGCGACAUCUCGGCAGACCCCGGUGGCUCCAUCGAGUUCAUGAAUGAGUGCACCACCAUUGACACCCCAUUCUGUCUCUAUGACGCUGACAGGAACAAGGACACAAAAAGUUUCAAGGGUCCAGGAGUCUUAGUAUGCUCUAUCGACAACAUGCCGACGCAAUUGCCUCGUGAGUCCACGGAUUUCUUCGGAGACCUGUUGUUCCCGUACGCAGAGGAUAUCAUGAAGUCGGACGCCACCAAGCCUUUGGAAAAGCACGACUUUUCACCUGUUGUGCAAGGGGCUAUUAUAACGAGCAACGGCAAAUUGACUCCACCCUUCGAGUACAUCAAUGAUCUACGAAUGACCAACACUCGUUCCCGCCAUAAGGUGGAGGGCAGCGAGCAGCAGGCGACCGUGGUGAUCCUGGGCAGCGGACUGGUCUCCGCCCCUGUGGUCGAGUACCUGUCGCGGGACAAAAAUAUCGCUGUCACAAUAGCAUCCCAAGUGAAGGAAGAAGCCGAUGCACUAGCAGAGCGUUACGGCGUGCGCUCCGAAUACUUAGAAGCCAACGACGCGGACGCCCUGAAGUCGUUCGCGUCACGUGCUCGUCUCGUGGUGUCCCUGCUGCCUUACGACCUGCACGGAGCGGUGGCCAAGGCCUGCAUUAGUGCUGGUGCCCACAUGGUGACGGCGUCUUAUGUCCGCCCUGAGGUCCAGGAGCUACACGAAUCUGCCAAAAACGCUAACAUAACCUUACUAAACGAAGUUGGAUUGGACCCGGGUAUUGAUCAUCUACUGGCCCUGGAAUGCAUUCAUGACAUUCAAAACCACGGUGGAAGAAUUGACUCCUUCGUCUCAUACUGUGGAGGUCUUCCGGCGCCUGAGUUCAGCGACAAUGCUCUGAGGUAUAAAUUCUCAUGGAAUCCUAGGGGUGUUCUUCUAAAUACAAUCUCUGAAGCCAAGUACCUCAGUAAAGGACAGAUUGUUGAAGUUUUAAGCGGCGGUGAGCUGAUGUCAGUAGCGCGUGACCUGGACUUCCUGCCAGGAUUAGCGUUUGAAGGCUUCCCCAACAGAGAUAGCACAAUAUACUCUAAGCUUUAUGGUGUUGAAGAUGCACAUACUAUGUUCAGAGGCACUCUUAGGUAUAAAGGAUUCGCUGAGACAAUGAAAGCAUUGCAAUUAUUUGGAUUGAUCGAUCCUAAUCCUCACCCUUCUCUACAUCCCGAAGGACCUAAAAUAACAUGGCGUCAGUUCGCCUGCGAGCUACUCGGCCUGAUGGACUCAUCCAUCUUCUACGAGAACCUGCGCAGCCGGCUGGCGGAGCGCAUCGGAGCUGCCGGCGCGCACGCGCUGGAGUCUCUAGGCCUGUUAGACGACGAGCGCGUGCUCAAGUGCAACACGCCGCUCGACACCGUCAGCCACUACCUCAGCAAGCGGCUGCAGCUCGACAAAGACGAGACAGACUUUGUGGUCCUCCGCCACGAGGUGGGCGUGACGUGGAGCGACGGCAAGAAGGAGCGGCGGGAGGUGACCAUGACGGUGCGCGGCGACCCCGCCUCGCACACCGCUAUGGCCAGGACGGUCGGACUGCCGACCGCUAUCGCUGCCAAGAUGGUGCUAGAUGGAGAGAUCCAGGAGCGAGGCGUGGUGUUGCCAUUCGCGCCCGUCGUUUACAAGUCGCUGCUGUCGAGGCUGCGCGCCGACGGAAUUACAGCUAGAGAGACUUCUACACCACUCAACUAACUUUCCUGAAAUUAACUUUAACUGUCUAGUAGCAUUAAAGCAUGAAGAAAAAACAUAAUUUCAGCCCACAUUUUGCAUUUGUUGAAUAAUAUUAACGUUGAUCUAGAGAUUUUCUACUAACUACAUAACAUGAGGUGUUUUACUCAUGUAUACAAUUUGUUAUCUUGUUUUAAAAUUUUUACUGACAUGAAAAGUCGACAAAUAAACUUGGUACUAAAAUAAUUAAGUAGGUUUCAGAGACUGAAAUUCUUUACUUUUGUAUUUAGUUUUGUAAAUAUGUAUGUUUGAUUUUAUUGCGUAAUAUUCAUAAGCACUAGUGUAGUAGGUAGGUACCUACUUCUCGUAUUAGAGUUAAGUAUUUAUACAUGUAUGAAUGAUAUAAUUUUGCUAUUUUUAACUUAAUAAAAUGCAAUCUUAAGUAAGUA
This is a messenger RNA of Ostrinia nubilalis (European corn borer), 3327 nucleotides long. It is a transcript of the gene LKRSDH, whose product is annotated as alpha-aminoadipic semialdehyde synthase, mitochondrial. The transcript has 20 exons. NCBI's taxonomy places the organism in Eukaryota, Metazoa, Arthropoda, Insecta, Lepidoptera, Crambidae. Gene Ontology annotation, cellular component: cytoplasm. The coding region runs from base 107 to 2902 and encodes 931 amino acids. The record is from RefSeq and is a predicted model, not a curated record. Gene Ontology annotation, molecular function: saccharopine dehydrogenase activity.